CAGGGGUUCUGUGCUGUAACUCAAACCACAAGCUCUUUGAUUUGCAAAACAUGAGGCUGGCGGAGGCAGCUAAUUUUUUCUUGGUGUCUGUGAGAAAGCUUUGAUUGUAUCUGUCAACCCUUAUGGAAAAGAAGGAGGGCGUUUGAAGAAAGGGCCGUCUUCUGUGACGCUUUAUUUGGAAAGGAAUGUGGGCUGGCUUGAACCACGGCUCCCAGGCCCCUCUGUAGUUCAAUUUUUGUUGGUAGUAGCUGACGUCAGGAAUUUCUGAAAACAAAGAAACGCGGUCCUGUAGAAGCUUAACUUCCUGCAUUUGUUUUAACGAUUUGUUGGUAAAACUGCAAUUCCCAAAGUGCACUUGGAGAGGUGUUACGCAAAUCAUCUUCCUGUAGUGAGCAUUGUGGUGAGACGGCGGGAUUCCUUCAUUCUUCCGGUUCUUUUGGUGUUGACAGGAGGACCUAGAAGAAAGAUGCUUGACGUAAAAGCCUGGGCAGAGUACAUCGUUGAGUGGGCUGCAAAAGACCCCUACGGCUUCCUUACCACUGUGAUCUUGGCCCUUACGCCACUAUUCAUAGCCAGUGCUGUGUUGUCAUGGAAGCUUGCAAAAAUGAUUGAGAUCAGGGAUCGAGAACAAAAGAAGAAACAAAAACGUCAAGAAAACAUUGCAAAAGCAAAGAGGGCAAAGAAAGACUAAAAGACUUUUUAAAGUGCAAACUGAUUGCAGCUUUCUGCAGUUUGAGUCCAAUUUCUUAUAUAAAUCUUGAACAAAAUGUUUAGGCCUCAAGUUGAAGCCUAUCACCUGCUGGCUUUCUAUAACAGUUUUUUGUAAAAUACACGUUGAUGAAAACUAGUCUGUAACCUUGUGUGUGUUAUAUAUAUAAAUUAGCAUUCCAUCCAUUGAAUUUACACUUCCAUAAAAUGUAAUUAACAAAAUAAUGUAAAUUUUCUAAGUACUAGUCUACGAUUGAUCUACAUCACAAUUGUGAAGCUAGCGUUGGAGAUGAAAACAUUUCAUUGAAAAAAGAAAAAAAAAAUUAAACUUUUUUAAGAUCAAAGUUUGCUUUUAAUGGAUCAAGACUUUUAUGGUUUCAAUACUGAAAGCAUUUUUAUCUUAAUUGAUCUUCACGUGAGAUCUGUGCAUUAUUUUGUACAUUUUUACAGAAUUGUGCAAUGCCAUGUGUUUGGAAUUUGUGUCCAUAUGGCUUCGAUUAUAUAGGAAUUUGGUAGCAGGUUGGCUUUUAAAAUGAAUAAAAAAUUAAGAUAUACUGGCAGUGUUUCCUGAUACUGACCACAUCUGUUGAAAAUACUAUUUCCAAUGCUGUUUUUAGCAGUACAGACUUAAUAUUAACAACUGCAUUUGAGACACUUACCAUAGUGAAGCACCUGGUGAGGUCUGCUGCUGUAUACUGUACUGAGUGAGAUUCACUGUUCAUCACCUUUACAUGGUUCAUUCCAGCGAAGCUGGUUUGUGUGUGGUCUGGUUCAGCUAGUUUCAAACCCUCAUUGGAAGUAAUCUUGAACUACCCAACCAUCACAGGCCCCAAUUAUCAUUAGUCAUUACCUUAGGAAAUAUAAGGUUGUCGAUGAUUACUGCUGCUGCCACGAUCCCUCAUUUUCUCAGGUCUCUGGGUCGGUACAGGAAUGAAAAUAAGAUUCUAGGUUUUACUAUGAGCUUGAUUAGGCACUGAGACACACAUCCCUGUGAAAAUGUAUAUCAAGCUCAGGUGUGUUUUUAUUAAAUCAGGAAUGGAUCAAACUGCUAUGCAAUGGGAUUCUUAUUUCAAUCCCUGAGUUGUGGAACAUAAAGAAACUGAAUGAUAUAUGACUUUUUAAACAUUUUGCAUUUAAUAACUUUAAAAUAUAAAAAUGUCUUCCAACAUUUUAACAAAGAUCCCAAGAUUUCCUUUUAACAUGAGGAUUGUGUUGGAUAAACAAUUUAUUUUAACUUCUAGGUAACUGGUAGGUUGAGGUUUGAAAGGGUGUGAACAUUAAUCCACCCAAAGUUGUCUCCAGUGAAUUGAUGUGGUCUUUUUUGGAUAGCUUGCUUGUUCUGGGUAAAUAGAACAUGGGACCAGUACCAUUGCAACUGCCAAUAAAACCUGCACAGCUUUGCAAUCAUUCUGUGUGAAAAUAACAUGAUUGGCAGCCUUAACAUUUGCUCAAAUAAUCACACAUUCUAUUUAAGAAGGACAGUGAAAUAAGCUUCCAUCUCAGAACACUCAAAGUGGCAAACUACUGUUACGGUCAGGUGCUUGUGUGUGUAUCAUGAGUAAUGAAGGCAAAAAAAAACAGAUUCCUUCCAUGUUUUUGUUUCGGUUUUCAAAAACAAAGGGCAAGGGUUAGGGUUGCCACCAGCUCUAUUACAAGGGAUGUUGCUUAUUUAAAUAAACAUUACCCUGUCGCUUAUUAAAUCAAUAUGGGGCAUCUGUUAUCCAGCAGUUCAAAUUAUGCACCUGUCAUAUUGCUUUCCAUUUCAUAAAUAGAAGGCUUCAGAAGUCAGAUAACGCAGUGAGGAAUCAGUUCCGUGAGGGAUUGCAACUUUGAACAUUUAAUAAAGCCAAAUUAAAAAAAAAAAAAAAAACAUGCAAA
Acipenser ruthenus (sterlet) is the source of this 2586-nucleotide messenger RNA. Its product is annotated as small integral membrane protein 15. NCBI's taxonomy places the organism in Eukaryota, Metazoa, Chordata, Actinopteri, Acipenseriformes, Acipenseridae. The transcript has 3 exons. The coding region runs from base 467 to 691 and encodes 74 amino acids. The record is from RefSeq and is a predicted model, not a curated record.